AUGAACUACCCGUCUUCUUGCCGCGCACCAGGUCGAUUAGUGGACUACGAUACCUUUUUUCGUGCUUUCCCUUGGAUCGAUCUCUUGCACAUGAACUGCGAAGGCUGUGAGUACGGAUUUGUGCAGCAUGUAUUGUUAUGGUUUUGUUGAGCAGCAAAGAAUUAUAUCAAUAUUUAUUACAUAUAUAUAAAUUUAAUGUAUUCAUCUACUCAAAUCCAUUAGACCAUAUGGAUAAGGAGGGCACAUGACAUGACAUGUAUUCUACUUCGCAGUGUUCUUUUUCCUCCCCCGUAGGGCCUCAAGUUACUUGUGCUAAAUCUAUCUCUAAUCCCCGGCCACAACAUCACCCUGACGAACAUCGAUCGAAUGGCUUUGUCGUUUCACUUCUACCUUUUCGACAAGACUGCUGGAGGGUACUGGCCUUAUGCACCAGGGAUCGCAGCGAGCCUGUUUUGUGACUUUUUGUUACACGUGCAGAAGACGCACAUAGUCGAAUUUCGGUGGGAUGGGUGGUACUUGAUUCUACGGAGAAGGGGGCACAGAAGAUGGGCGAGAAGUCAGUAUGUUGAGCAAGGAAAAUUGGGUGUUGAACAAGAAGAGCCUGCUGCUUUGAAGCACCUUUUGGCUGACAGUAGAACCAGUAGGGACUGGCCGAUCAGCGGCGGUGCAGAGUGGUGUAAAAGUUGAAUUGAAUGUGCUCUCCAAAUCAACACGAUGAACUCCCCAAAUCCCAAAAGCAUGUAUCCUCAUAUAUAAUCACCGCGGUUCUUCUAGGGAAUAAUUGCGUGAAGUCACUGCAGCACGCUCUUUCAACUUGCGAG
Molecule: messenger RNA, 821 nt
Organism: Amoebophrya sp. A25
Lineage: Eukaryota; Dinophyceae; Syndiniales; Amoebophryaceae
Source: the annotation of a GenBank genome assembly